This is a messenger RNA of Gregarina niphandrodes, 600 nucleotides long. RefSeq lists its product as hypothetical. Bases 1 to 600 code for a protein of 199 amino acids. NCBI's taxonomy places the organism in Eukaryota, Apicomplexa, Conoidasida, Eugregarinorida, Gregarinidae. The transcript has a single exon. The record is from RefSeq and is a predicted model, not a curated record.
AUGGUGCUGGCACCCUACGACAGCGGCACUCUCUUCUGCGGCAACAAGCAAAACGUGUCUACCAUCGACUUCUGCCGGAACUUCGGCCGCCCCUGGUGCGAGCUCUUUUCGCAGGCUUGGAACAUUUCCCAAAGACUCGGGUUCGAAGAAUGCGGCGUCAUCUGCCAUACCCCCCAAGAAACAAGGUGCGCCAUCGCCACCCGGCUCCUCGAACGCUUCCCCCUUCAAGACCUCAAUACGUGGAUCCCGAACCUACCACGGGCCGACCGGGGGGACGUCCCGACCUUGUUGCGUGAGGAGCAAAUCCAGCCAAUCUUCGCUGCAUUCAUUCGCGACCCGGACUGCUCAGGCUCGGUCUCGCCAUGGCGAGAACUCGACAGGCUCGGACGUUGCUUCUGCGACCGUGCAAACAUCAUCUGUGACGUGCACCACGAAAGCUUGACCACUGGGGCUACAGCCUCUGACAUGGCAACAUACGUCCCCUACUCCUUCGCCAUCUACCCGGAAGAAGACUACCCAGAACAAGACCAUCAGGUCGGCAACUGUGACCCCCCGACUUGUCCACCUCCUUCGCCCCCUAUGUGGAACAAGGCUCCUUGA